ACACGUGGCUUCACAUGAUCUGCAUAAAUCAAUGUCAAAGGUCAGUAGAGAGUUCAAGUUCAACGAAAUAGAAUGUUCGGAAGGAAAAAUUUAAGUUCAUAUUUCCAAGGUCGCGCAUCGCUAAUAAUUAUAAUAUUAUGCAAGUAUUUUCCAAUUUGUUUGUUUUUUUGUUUUGACACAUAAGAUAUUUUAAUGUAGCGCUGUUUAGUGGAAUUAUACAGAAGCGAUGAGUUCAUUGUCUUUGACAUUUCCAAUAUCAUGUCAUAUUUGCUUGGGGAAAGUAAAAGAUCCAGUAUUGUGCCAGAAUAACCACACAUUUUGUAUUACCUGUCUUGAUACAUGGUUGCAAAAAAACAACUGUUGUCCUACUUGUCGAAUUGAAAUAAGUCAGGAAAAACCUUAUAAAAAGGUCAUAGGAAGUAACGAUUACAACCCAGAAUCUCUGAGCCUAGAAAUGAAAAUGCAACUUCGGAAGACAAGAAUGAAACUUCUUAGCAUGGAGUAUGAGACUGAAAUUGAAAGUUUGAGUGAGCAACUCAAAUCUGCGACUGCUGAAAACGAAGCACUGAAAAAAAACCUAAAAAACAAAGAAGCAGCUUUGGAAAUAACUGAGUCAAGUCGCGGAAAAAAUAAUUGCGACAUCAGUGAGCUUACAAGUUUGACAAAGAAACUUCAAGAAAUAAGUAAAACAUAUGAUGAUGUCCUUGCUGCUAUGAGUAAACUUCAAAAAGAAAAAGAACAAUUGCAAAGAGACAAUAUUUGUUUGAAAAAAGAAGUUUCCAAGUUAAAGGAAGAUUCUAUGUUUACAAAAUCACCACAAAGAUAUGAAAAGUUUAUGAUAACUGGUUUGAAAGCCAAAAUUGACACGUAUGAAAAAGAGAACCAGCAGUUAAAAAAAGCAUUAGAAAACAGCGACAAAUAUGCAGAAGAAUUACAGUUCGAGCUGGAGAGUUUAAGGAAAGCUUGUGAUUUAGGAAAGACGGAAAAUACUUCAAAAAAUAAUGACCCAGUUCCCGUUGUGCAAAACAAAAUGCAAGUUGAUGAAAUUGCGAAGUAUUCCACAAUUCAAGCUUCGCAUGAAACAUAUGAUAAAAGUAUUCUUGGAUCUGGCAAUGUAACUGUGUGCAACACACAAACAAGAGCUCUUAGUUCCGGACACAAGACAAACGUUUUUACUUCUUCAUCAUUGUCUCAAAGUUGUGAGUCUGUAUCGCGUGAUCUUUUCCCAGCGACUAAGAAAUUGUUGGCAUUGAAAAAAAUACAUGAAAACAAACCAGGUACUUUUCCUCAAACGGCACGAGAUCCUUCCUCUCUUAUCAGCUCCAUUGUUUCAACAGAUGAAGUAAUACCGAGUUCAAAUGGUCAACCAUGUUUGUCUACUUCAAUGCAACAUGAAAUUUAUCCAGAACAAGGCUCUGGUUUGCAGUCAUGUUCUUUUGCCGUAGAACGUACAACUGUGCAACCCACUCGCACUUGUAAUAUUUUUCUUACUGCUGCUGGUCCUAAGUCUUCGUCUCAAUUGUUGAAGAGAAAUACUUCUGUUGAUUCUAGUUUUCUUCAAAAAAAAAUUAAAGUGGAGAAAGCAUAAACGUUUGCUUCUAUAUUACACUCUAUAGUUUAAUUUGAAGUUUUUGCAAUGGUAUUCCGUGUCCAAGACAAGUUAAAUUCUUCGUAAUUUAAUGUUUAUCCUUAAAAUAUUAACAACGCCAUUAUUAGCAAAUAUUAGCAACGCCAAAGACUGUCAAAUAUCGAUAAAAAAACUUCUAUGUCGAAUUGCUAGAUCGUUUGUAAAAUAUUUUUGACAAUAACGUAGUUAUUUUCCACUGUAAUAAUAUAAUUUACAUAAUGAAUAAAUCAUAUUUUUCUACUA
Molecule: messenger RNA, 1870 nt
Organism: Xenia sp. Carnegie-2017
Lineage: Eukaryota; Metazoa; Cnidaria; Anthozoa; Malacalcyonacea; Xeniidae
Product: ORC ubiquitin ligase 1-like
Exons: 6
Coding region: 227-1588 (453 amino acids)
Biological process (GO): protein monoubiquitination; regulation of DNA replication
Molecular function (GO): ubiquitin-protein transferase activity
Source: RefSeq, a predicted model, not a curated record